Naegleria lovaniensis is the source of this 918-nucleotide messenger RNA. RefSeq lists its product as uncharacterized. NCBI's taxonomy places the organism in Eukaryota, Heterolobosea, Eutetramitea, Acrasida, Naegleriidae. The record is from RefSeq and is a predicted model, not a curated record. Gene Ontology annotation, molecular function: GTP binding; GTPase activity. The coding region runs from base 1 to 918 and encodes 305 amino acids. The transcript is spliced from 3 exons.
AUGCAACAACAAACGACAUCCGUUGCUACAACACCAUCAGUUGCCUCAUCACGAUCUCAUCCUGAUUCGAGCCUACUUUUGCAAUCGGAAAACAACAAGCCUCUUGAGAAGGAGCUGACAAUCUUGGAAGACGUUGCCAAAACAGAUGACGGAAUGGAUAGUGAGGACGAGGAAGAAGAAAAACAUCAAUACAAAGUAAUAAUUGUUGGAGAUGGUACAGUGGGAAAAUCAUCAACGAUCCGAAGGUUCACCGAAGAUGAAUUUCAACAAUCGUAUGUGAGGACAGUCGGAGUUGAUUGGUUCAUUAAAAAUGUGUCCAUUGUUGCUGAAGGCCCGUUGCAAAAAACUAAUAAUAAGGAUGAACAAGGAAAGCUAAAGAAAAUUGAAGUGACAUUUCAAAUUUGGGACAUUGAGGGUCAGGCGUUAGGAUCAAAAAUUUUGGCAAGCUAUAUUUACGGAUCUGACGCUGUCAUCUUGACCUAUGACAUUACAAAUCCGGAGAGCUUUCAAAAUUUGAAUGAAUGGUUGAAAUAUGUAAAACAUAUAUUUUCUGAAAAUUACGAAGGAAAGAGAAAAACAGACAAGCCUAAAGAUCCUUUAAUUUGUGUAUUUGCUAACAAAUGUGAUCUUAGUCACGAGAGGAAGGUCAAGCGGGAAAUGCACGACGAGUGGACGUCUCGUAAUGGUUUGCAGUCGUAUUUUGUUUCAGCAAAAACAGGUGACAUGGUAAAUAUCUCAUUCAUUAAACUGGCUGCUUUGCUUGCCGGAGUCCAACUUCCUCAAGGGCAGCUAGAUGGCGCAACAAAGGUGAUUGUUGCUCCAAUAAUUAAUUAUGGCAAUCCAAGUAAGGAAGAGAAGCCUAAAGAAGAGAAACCAAAAGAAACAAUAGUGAGGAGUAGGACAUGUAUCAUCUCAUAA